AAUUUCCAUUAUUUUUAUUUCUUUUUUUUAUUAUUUCGUGAAGUGAAAAUUUGUAGUUUUUAAAAUAAAUUUUCGUUUUCAUCAAGUCAAAUUCUGAAUUAAUUUCAAAGUGAUAUGAAAUGAUUUUCAAUCAGUGUUCACAACCUUAAAAUUUUUGUCAACUCCAAAUUUAUUAGAGGAAAGUUGAAAAAUUAAAUUAUAUUUGCACGAUGACUUUAAAUAAGGAUUUCUCGUGUGUUGGAGGACUUGAUAAACAUAUUCGAAUUGUCAAAGAAAUGGUUCUUUUUCCUCUAAUGUAUGGUGAAGUUUACGCUAAAUUUAAUCUACGACCUCCACGUGGUUUAUUAUUCUACGGUCCACCUGGUACAGGAAAAACUUUAGUUGCUGGAGCAUUGGCCGUUGAAUGCAGUAAUUCAGAAAGAAAAGUGUCAUUUAUAUCCAGAAAGGGUUCCGAUUGUCUAAGUAAAUGGGUUGGCGAAAGCGAAAAAAAAUUGCAGAAAAUAUUUCUAAUGGCGCAGCAGUCGAAACCGUGCAUAAUAUUUUUCGAUGAAGUGGACGGCUUGGCACCGAUAAGAUCAAAUCGUCAAGAUUUUGUUCACGCCAGUAUUGUCUCGACAUUAUUGGCCUUAAUGGACGGUUUAGACAGUAAUUCGGAAAUUAUUGUAAUUGGAGCAACAAAUCGACUGGAUGCAAUUGAUCCGGCCCUUCGAAGGCCCGGCAGAUUUGAUCGAGAAUUGUAUUUUUCACUUCCAUGUUACAACGCAAGGAAGGAUAUAUUGGCGAUCCAUGUGAAAAAUUGGAAGCAGAAACCACCACAAAAAUUUUUUGCUUAUUUGGCCUCUAAAACAAUUGGUUAUUGCGGCAGUGAUCUACAGGCGCUAUGUGCUGAAGCUGUUAUGUGUUGCGUUAGGAGAAAUUAUCCGCAGAUUUAUACAUCAAAAUCAAAAUACCAUAUUAAUGAAAGAUCACUAAAGGUGGAAAAGCAAGAUUUUUUGAAAGCCCAACAAAAUAUUGUUCCGGCGUCGCAUCGAAUUGCAGUUGCACCAGUAAAAUCGCUGUCUGGCAGAAUUCAACCGUUAUUGCAAGACUCUUUUUCUGUUAUUAUGUCGAGGCUCGAGAUCCUUUGUCCAACAGGAAUGCUUACCUCUGAUAAUAUAACAGGAAAAGCUACUUCGAGGUCCUCCAGUUGUUCAAGAAUUUUAUUAUGCGGCGAGGACAGCAGUCACACUCGACAUUUGGGGCCAGCUCUUCUGCACACAUUGGAACACUUGCCGUGUCACAUAUUGGACGUAACGACACUCUUCGAGGAAACUGGACGUGCGGUUGAGGAAGCAAUAAUUCAAAAAGUUAAAACAGCACGUCACACAUUACCCUCUUUAUUGUAUGUUCCCGAUAUAAUGUCCUGGUGGGAUUUAGUGGACGAAGCAGCUAGAGUUGUUUUCACUUCUCUCAUGCGUGGAUUAGAUCGUUCUGUGCAUAUGUUAAUUGUCACAACGGCUUCUUGCUCACACUCUAAUCUCCCUUCUGAGAUUACGACUCUAUUUGACGAGCAUCAAGGAGAAGUUUAUGAGCUUAGGCCACCGACACAUUCUGAGAGGCAGUCGUACUUCCGUCAACUUUUCAUGAAAGCAAAUUCUACCAAUGAUGAUCUCUCCUACAGAUCAUCCGCAGAAAUUGUGAGUGUUGCACCGAGAAGAAAAAUAAAAACUGAGGCGAGAGGAAGAGGAAAAUUGAAUACAGUACGCUCGGACAAUGGAAUUAGCGAAAUCAAACCAAAAAUUAACGUGAAAAGAGAGCACAGCGCGUCUGGUGAAGGCUCAACGUCAAAACGUCAAAAAGUCCACGGGAACAUUGCAAAAAAUCAUGGACUGGAUAAAUUGACUGAAGAACAAAUUCACAAUCUUAUGCAGAGAGUAAUUCAACUGACGGAGAAUUGGACAAGUCAAGAGCUUGAGAGUCUUUAUGCUUCUCUUGCACUUUUAAUUGAGAAUUCCCAAGACGACAUUUACUUGUAUGUCAAUGAGUGUCUAACGCAUUUUCAAGAGGGAAAAAAUUCAUCCGAUUCAGAGAAAGCACUCGUGAAAUCAUGUUAGAAGGAAAAAUUAAAAGUUGUUUAAUAAAUGAUGAUUGAGGAAAGUU
This is a messenger RNA of Leptopilina heterotoma, 2139 nucleotides long. RefSeq names its product ATPase family AAA domain-containing protein 2-like. Gene Ontology annotation, cellular component: nucleus. The record is from RefSeq and is a predicted model, not a curated record. NCBI's taxonomy places the organism in Eukaryota, Metazoa, Arthropoda, Insecta, Hymenoptera, Figitidae. Gene Ontology annotation, molecular function: ATP binding; chromatin binding; histone binding. Gene Ontology annotation, biological process: positive regulation of transcription by RNA polymerase II. The transcript has 10 exons. The coding region runs from base 210 to 2093 and encodes 627 amino acids.